Messenger RNA from Penicillium griseofulvum, 732 nucleotides. RefSeq lists its product as uncharacterized. Bases 1 to 732 code for a protein of 243 amino acids. The record is from RefSeq and is a predicted model, not a curated record. The transcript has a single exon. Lineage: Eukaryota; Fungi; Ascomycota; Eurotiomycetes; Eurotiales; Aspergillaceae.
AUGACACCGCAGACCUCCAAGUCUUCACGCAAGGCCGGGCACAAGUCCUCGCACAAGAAAGAGUUAAAGAGAGAUAAAAGUGCGAGCAAGUCCAAUAUGUCGCUCGAAACUAUACGAUCCACACCUCCGGGGUCUACUUUACGCGAACUCACGCCCAAGUCUUCAUCGGACCAGAAGCCUAUGACGGACGCCGUUUCUACCAAGCCCAUGAACCCCUUUGAACUACCGGACCUCCCGGGCCCAGAGUUCAUUGUCCCUCGCGAGUUGGGGUUGGGUAUAUUUGACUGCUCGUCCGAGAAGGAGACUUCAUACGAGCCAGUCUCCGAAUACCCGAUGCAGCACAACGAAGUUCCCACUCCAUACACCCCGGGUCUACACGCGGUAUCGCAGUACAAUGAGCGCAUCUGGAGCCAGUGUGAGAGCGCGAGUGACACCUUGUUGGCGCGCCAGAUGUACGAUGAGCUGUAUGAUAUCUCGACUCGCAUUGAAGAUAUUAUGCGUGGGAUUAGGGUAAUGCUGGAGAAUAAGGGGGCGAUGGAUGAUUGUCAUGAAUAUGAUGGUUUUGGAUGUCAUUUUGAUGGUUAUGAUUUUGAGCCUGAGUUCGCUGAUGGGUUCAUGGAUGGUCCUGAGAACCCCUUCGAAUUGAGCGAUGGGGAAGGCAAUGCACUUUUUGUGAGCUCUGAUGAACGCACUUGCCCUGGUGAUUCUGGUGGCGUACCUGAGGAUGAAUAG